Messenger RNA from Panicum virgatum (switchgrass), 1167 nucleotides. Its product is annotated as low molecular mass early light-inducible protein HV60, chloroplastic-like. The transcript is spliced from 2 exons. The record is from RefSeq and is a predicted model, not a curated record. Lineage: Eukaryota; Viridiplantae; Streptophyta; Magnoliopsida; Poales; Poaceae. The coding region runs from base 1 to 918 and encodes 305 amino acids.
AUGGAUGUCUGGGCAGCACGUGGCGUGGCGUGGCAGCGCACGUUAGUGCCGGUCAGCACUAACGUGUUGUCACUUUACGGCCGUGAAUCUCCCGCCGACGUGGCCCCCGCCGUCGCCACCACCGCGCCACCCGUCACGGGCGAGCUAGCUUUCCCAGCUCCCCCUAUAAAGCUGGCCGACACGGCACUGGCACGUCGCAAGCAACCAUCCAUCCACAGCAAGAGAAGGAAGCAAGCAGCGACACAGCGAGCGAAACCCGUGUCUCGAAGCAACCUGGUGCCUAGCUUGCCAGUUGCCACUCGACCUCUCCGCUCCACCGCCCCGUGCACAACUCCAACGGCAGCCACGGUGAUGGCCUCCCUCGCCUUCGCCACCGCCGGCGCGCGUGCCGGCGUCCUCCCCGUCCGCGUCCCGGCGGCCGCCGCGCUCGCGCCGCGCCGACGCGCCCUGGUCGUCAGAGCCCAGGCCGAGGAUGCUAAGCCAACAACGGAGGAGACAACCGCGGCGUCCUCGGCCUCGCCUUCUCCGGCGCCCUCCACUCCCCUGACGGCGAAGCCCAAGGCGGCGAGCCCCGGGCUGUGGGACGCGCUGGCGUUCAGCGGCCCGGCCCCCGAGCGCAUCAACGGGCGGCUCGCCAUGGUGGGUUUCGUGUCCGCGCUCGCCGUCGAGGCGUCCCGCGGCGGGGGCCUCCUCUCGCAGGCCGGCAGCGGGUCCGGGCUGGCCUGGUUCGCGGCCACGGCCGCCGUGCUCUCCGUGGCGUCCCUAGUGCCGGUCCUCAGGGGGGAGAGCGCCGAGUCCCGCAGCGGCGGCGUCAUGAGCGCCGACGCCGAGCUCUGGAACGGCCGCUUCGCCAUGCUCGGGCUCGUGGCGCUCGCCGUCACCGAGUACAUCUCCGGCGCGCCCUUCAUCAACGCGUAGGUGCCAACGGUCUUGCGUGGAGUUGGACCCCGUGUGGUGUGCAUUCAAUUUGUACCUGUAAACCCUGCAGGUUCUCUGUUCUGUCCUUGUACAUCAACUAGCUAGGAAAAUUCAACAUGUUAUUCCAAAAAAAUUGCAGGCCUCCGAUCCUAGAACUAGAAGCUUCAUCUCGUCUUCGUUUUCGAAAAUCCAAACAGAAAAAUAAGUCAAAUUUUCACUGGAAAUCUAUGCGAGUUCUUGCGUUCCAAA